Prosopis cineraria is the source of this 1341-nucleotide messenger RNA. RefSeq names its product NAC domain-containing protein 2-like. The coding region runs from base 60 to 1058 and encodes 332 amino acids. The transcript has 3 exons. Gene Ontology annotation, biological process: regulation of DNA-templated transcription. Gene Ontology annotation, molecular function: DNA binding. NCBI's taxonomy places the organism in Eukaryota, Viridiplantae, Streptophyta, Magnoliopsida, Fabales, Fabaceae. The record is from RefSeq and is a predicted model, not a curated record.
AAUAUCGAUCUGCGAUUCUUUGGUAAAUUCCCUAGUUUCCUCCGUAGCCUUUAUUUCCCAUGGAGAGAGAUCCUAACUUCGAACUUCAACUCCCUCCUGGAUUUAGAUUCCACCCUUCAGACGAGGAGCUCAUGGUUCACUACCUCAGAAACAAAGUGACUUCAUGUCCUCUCCCUGCUUCAUUCAUUGCAGACAUAGAUCUCUAUAAGUUCAACCCGUGGGAGCUUCCAAGCAAGGCUUUCUUUGGAGCAGACGAGUGGUUUUUCUUCACUCCGAGGGACAGAAAGUAUCCGAAUGGGCUGAGGCCGAAUAGAGCAGCUGGGUCAGGUUAUUGGAAGGCUACAGGGACUGAUAAACCCAUUCUUACUUCGUGUGGAAUGAAGAGCAUUGGAGUGAAGAAAGCCCUUGUGUUCUACAAGGGUCGUCCCCCUAAAGGGUCUAAAACCGAUUGGAUCAUGCAUGAGUAUAGGCUGCUCGAUUCAAUGAUCUUGAGUUACAAGCAAAGAGGCUCUAUGAGACUGGAUGAUUGGGUUCUGUGCAGAGUUCGUCAAAAAAACUGCAGCCCUAGAAGCACUUGGGAGGAGUCGAAUGAACCUAGUUAUGAACCUACAAGCUACUUUCAACAGAUGAACUAUGAGAAUCCUGAUCCUGAUGAUGAAACUAUCAAAAACUGUGUGGCCAAUGAAUUUCCCAUGUUGCCAUAUAUUCUAGCAACUAAGACGAGUACUCAUCCUUCCAACGGACAGGCAUCAUCAAGCUUAAGCUUUCAGCGUAACGAUAAUGCUUUUGACCAUGAAGACACCUCAAACAUCAUAGAAGCACAGUUCUCAGAAUCUACUGCUGGGAGCUUGAAGAGAAAACUCUGUGAACAAGACCAAUUGGAACUUUAUGAUUCUCCUCCCUUUAAAAAGCUAAGUGAGGAUGAUCAUAAGAGGGACAUGCUAGGCAUAGACGCAAGCAAAGGCUACUACACUAGUGGUUUCAACAGCUUUGAUCAUUGGAAUGCCAUCAUACAGCCUCAAGAGCUUAAUAACUUGGCCUUUGCAGGAUACAUUUAAGAGAUUUAUUCACAUUCAUGUACGUAUAUACGUGUAUAUACAUGUUUAGGCAUGCAGAAUGUGAAGAUGAAAGAUUGCAGAAAAAGAAGCAAGAGGACGAAGCUUUUCAGCAUGUGUGUAGUGUGUUAUACUAUUCUUCAUAGCUCAUUGGCAUUGAACAUAUGUGAAACUGUACGCCAUUUGCUUUGCUUCAUUUUAACAGGAUUAUCAGAGUUGCGUGUAAGUGACAUUUAAUAUAGAUUGUUUAAAGAACAAUGUUGUGGAACAGUGCUUUAAUAAACCU